AUGCCAAGAGAAGUAUUAAAAGGAGACCAAAGCGAAGUUAGCGAAAAAGUUAAAGAGCUAGUAAACGAGCAAAUAUUAGUUAUUAUUGUAAAUCAAGCCAAAAAAGAGAUCGGUGGAAAUCUCAAUAAUGCCCCGAUUGCUCAAAAACUACAAGCAAGAAAAGCCAGUAUCAGAGCAGCAGAAAAUCAAACGCCUAAUAAUCCGCCACCUCAUACUUUUUCCAAUUCUGGCGGGUCAAGUAGCCAUAGUUCAAAAAAUACUAAUUCGGCUUCCAACAAUUCAACUGCUGGCCUAACAAAAGGCGAGCCAAUGGCUGACAACUCAACAAAGGGUUAUUUUUCUUCAACGAGCAACUCAAAUCCCUCUAGUUCAACCAAUUCCACUUCUGGCACGAAUAGUAGUAGUAGUAGUUCGAAUAGUUCUUCACCUUCUUCCAGCAGCG
Molecule: messenger RNA, 442 nt
Organism: Entrophospora sp. SA101
Lineage: Eukaryota; Fungi; Glomeromycota; Glomeromycetes; Entrophosporales; Entrophosporaceae
Source: the annotation of a GenBank genome assembly